Tetranychus urticae (two-spotted spider mite) is the source of this 3408-nucleotide messenger RNA. Lineage: Eukaryota; Metazoa; Arthropoda; Arachnida; Trombidiformes; Tetranychidae. The record is from RefSeq and is a predicted model, not a curated record.
UGUUUAUAUCGAUGCUAAUCACCCAGUAAAGAUGGAAAUCAAAGGGUGAAGAUGAUAAACGAAAUUUCUUGAUACAUUGGUAUUAAUGGGUCGACAAUCACAGUUGAAUAAACAUCAGGAAAGAGAAGAGCCUUACUUGCAUGAUUACUGAUUUAUCAGAAAAAGGCAUUUGAACUGCUUAAGAUUACUUUUUGUGAUUUUGAUACAAGUGUUGGAUUCAUCUAAUUUAGUCGCUUUGAAUGUAAAGUUACUUCAGACUUUUGUUAGACCUGUUUGUUUUCAUCAACAUCAUCGCCAUCGUUAUCAUCAUUGUUUUCGUUAUUAUGCAAUCAAUCGAAGGUGAAAGUGAAGAACAAAAUAUCAGGAGAUUCCAGGGUUUGCGUCAUGAUAAGUUAUAUUGUGUUAUGCAUAGGUAUGACUAGGCAAUUAACAGUCAAGGUGAGCUCAAUGGAAAAUUCAUUAGAAGGAGAUCCACUUUUCUUUGACUCUUCAUUCAUGUUGCUUGGUUGAAAGACUUUCCCAGUCAUCAGCAUAAUCACAUGUAAUAAUGUAAUACUGCAACAUUUACUAAACUGGAUACAAAUUGAAUCUACUUGAAAACAUGUUUUGCCUUGAGGAAAGCCUAAAGACUGCAUGGAAAGCAAUCAACAAACGUUCAACAAUGCUUCUAAAGUUGCAUUUUGUUUACUAGCUUGAGGUUAAAUACGUCUAGCUAUGGCCAAUUAUUGAGCAAUUAAUGACCCUGUUCAAGAUUUUUGUUUACCUAUUCACAAGGACGAGAAGCAACAAGUAUGAUACAUGAGAUGAGAAGCCACGUGAAAAUGACAUCGUCAUAUGCAAAACAAUAUCAGCUGAGUGAGAGAGAAACUAAUAAUCUCAAAAUAAUUAUCAAUUAUUCUCGUCUAAUUGUUAUCAUGUAAUAUCAUCUUCAUAUUUAUUAUCUUGAUUGAUCGACUAUCUGUGAUAAGGGGGUUUGACUUUAAACAUGAGCUUUUUAAUUCAACAAUUCAACCUCCUUCAUCACAUUGAUAAAUUGAUGAUGAGAGUGGAUGAUAAGUUGAGAGAGAAAGAAGGUGAUAGUGAGACUUGCUGUGAGAAGCAUAAAUACAUUUAAAUAGAGUGAAAGUGAAAAUAUAUCAACAAGAUUGAAAGAAGCAAAAGGUUUUAGUUCGUGUUUCCAACUGAAUAUCAGUUACUGCUUUCUUUCCAUAGACUAUUUUACUUUCGUGUUUAACGUUUUUUCACUGAUUUCUGUCAGAACUACAUCAAUUGCUAUAAAGUGCAUCACUCUUGAUAAUUAACAUUAAGAGGUGAUUGAUUCAAAAACUAUCGUAUAGUUUAAGUAAGUGGAGGUCUUCCCCUCAAUUAGAUUGCAUGAUGCGAUUAUUUUGGAGCAAAAGUUAAAAGUCGAAACGCAAUUCAAUCAACGCUACAGUUUUUUUCUCCUCAUCAUUACACCUUCAAAAUAUUUCCACUUGGUAAAUUCACUCAGUUUCAUCACCAAAUUCAUUUUUAUAUUGUAAUUAGCACAGGCACAUUUGUUGAAUCAAAAAUUUUUAGUUUAUUAAAUUUUGUUUGUUAACAGCUUAUUUAUUGUUUUUGGUGUCAACUUACAUUCGUUGAUAGAUAUGCCGUUCAACAUGUUUACCACUUUGGUAUUGCUGACUGGUUUGUUAAUCAGUGCUGUUCGAUUAGAAGAUUGUUUCCAACAACAUUUCCCGGAUAAUGGAAUCGUUUGUGUCUGUAAUGUGACUCAUUGCGAUGCCCUUGCUAUUGACAAGAUUGCCAAUCCGGGUACAGUUGUUUCAUUCGAGUCCGAUAUAACUGGUAAACGAAUGCGUAAAACAAUCUCAUCGCUGGAAACUUUAACCAUUAAUAUUAAUCACUCAUCCACAUUCAUAAUGCAUAUUGAUAAAGCUGAUCGUCGCCAGAAAAUCAAUGGGUUUGGAGGAUCAUUCACUGAUGCAGCAGGUUUCAACAUAUUUUCCCUGCCUGAAAACAUGUCUCGUCGAUUGUUGCAAGAUUAUUAUGGAUCCGAUGGUAUUGAAUACUCUAUUGGACGGGUACCAAUUGGCUGUACAGAUUUUUCACGUAAAAAUUAUUCUUACGAUGAAGUUGAUGGAGAUUUUGAUUUGAAACAUUUCGCUCUUGCGCCAGAGGAUCACUUAUAUAAGAUUCCCAUGAUUAGGAUGGCAACAAAUUUCACCAAUCGUCAAUUGAAAUUAUUGGCUUCACUCUGGGCUCCGCCAAUUUGGUUGAAAACCAACAACAGACAUAAUGGAAUGGGAAUCAUUAGAGGCGAUCCCGGUGGACCAUAUUAUCGUACUCUUGCUAAAUAUCACAUAAAAUUUCUCGAUGAAUAUAAGAAACUUGGAAUUCCGUUCUGGGCUAUAACAUCAAUUAAUGAGCCUGCUGGCGGGCUGAAGCCUCACUGGCAUAAUCCAUCAGUUGGAGCGUCUCCUGAAAUGAUUCGUGAUUGGAUUAAACACGAUUUAGGACCUUUACUGGAAUCAUCAGGUUAUGGCAAGGAUAAAUUACAUUUGAUUAUUCACGAUGAAAUAAUGAGCUUGUUGAUACAUUACGCUAAAAAUAUCUUGAAAGAUCCAGAAGCAAAUAAGUUUGUCUCUGGAGUUGGUAUCCAUUGGUAUGAAUAUGGAUUUGAACCUUACACUCCUAUGAAUUUGGUACAUGAAAGUUAUCCAGAUAAAUUUUUAAUUUCGACCGAAGCUUGUGAAGGUUGGGGAGGCAAUUUCCAAGGAGUUCGUAUUGGCAACUGGACCAGAGCUGAAACAUAUGCUUGGGACAUCAUUAAUAACCUUAAUCACUGGGGAACUGGUUGGAUUGAUUGGAAUCUUGCCCUCGACCCUCUAGGUGGACCUAAUUAUGUGCUCAACGUGGCUGAUUCAGCUAUAUUGGUUGAUGCCAAAAAUAAAGUUUAUUACAAACAACCAAUGUUUUACGCUCUUGGACACUUUAGCAAGUUUUUGAGCCCAGGUUCAAUAAGGUUAGGAUUCAGUGACAAUAUUGACCAUCCAAUGAUUAAAGUGACUGCCUUUUUGGAUACAAAUGGCCAAGUAAUCGUCAUUUUGUUGAAUCGUAAAGAGGAAGCUAUUGUUGCUUCAAUCGCUGGUGUAACCAAUGAACCAUUCCAAGUUGCCCUGUCUCCCAGGUCUAUCAAAACACUAAUUGUUCCGUCAUCAUCUCUUUCUUCAUCAACUCCUAAACCUUAGGACCAAAAAGAAAGGUUAUAUUCAUCAACUAGCAUAAUUUAAAUUUACUUACUAAGUUCAUUGUUCAUAUGUCAUCAAAAAUUUCUUUUCUCUAUUGACUAUUCCCUAGUCAUAUUGCAAUUGUAUAACUUUAAAAAUUCUCAAUAGAUUAAUAACAUUAUAUUUUUAAUUUUAUCAA